CCUGCCUCCCGCGCCGCGUGGCGGUGCUAUGCUGCGGCCGGGCUGUCGCCUCCGCCCAGAGGGCUUGGGCUGCCCUGCUGCUCGCUCUCUGCUGGGCCCUGGUCCUCUAAGCAUCUGCCCUCCCCCGCACGGGCGACGAGGGGGCGGGGUCGGACUGCGCGCCAGGAGAGGCGGGCAAGCGGGAGCCCAGGUGAGUUGUUUUAGUAAGACCGAGCCGUCGGGAGGGCAGCGUCCGAGCAGCCGGGGAGGAGGCAGAAGAGAAGAUGCCGCUGUCGUCGCCACCUCAGGGCGACCAUGGGGAGUCCAGCCCGUCCAAGACUCUCAAGAAGCACACCUCUUUCCAUAUCUGGCGGUCCAAAAAGAAGCAGCAGUCUCCGAGGUCUGACUGUGGGGUGUUCAUUCCGCACCCGCCACGCGCGUCCGUCGGUGAGGCCAGAGCUUUGGAGGCAGUGGAUGGAGGUCAUAUGGCUGGAGAGUGCCAAGAAUUUACGUUGCAGUGUGGGGAGUCCCAGUUUUUCCACACCACCCAUGACAUACCUGGUCCUUUACCUACAGAGUCUGGAAUGUUUAAAAAGUCCAGAGCACAACCACCAGAAGAGAACAAAAGGAAGCCAGUUUUGGGGAAAUUUGGCACUCUGUUCACAGCAGGAAGGAGAAGGAACACCAGAAACGGGUUCGAGAAUCCCAUCAGCCCAAAUGCCAAAUCAGUCUCUCCCAAAGAUGUGACCUCUUCCAAACUCCUGGAGAGAGAGACUGAGAAAAGCAGGCAAUCAAAGCAAACGGACGUGUGCGAGGAGGGCUCCCCCCUGAAGAAGCCCCAGGAACCAGAGUGUGAACGCCCCGAGGGCUGCGUCCAGCCAGCCCCCGACGCCGAGCGGUCACCUUGCCCGGGCAGCCGUGCAGUGGCAGCGGCUGUGCAGCAGGACCAUAAAAGUGAUUCACCGCAAUUACAACCUCUGGACUCAGAGGAAGAGACUUUCCCAGAUGCCACCACUGCUGCCAAGCAGUUGCAUUCCUCCCUAGCGAACUCCUCCAGGCAAGAGAACGCUGAGUCGCUCGCCCGCAGUCCGGGGGAGGACGCUUCACCUGGCUCUGGCGGGCAGGAGCCGACCCAAGAAGCGAGGGACGUGCCGGGCUCGCCCACCGGGGAGGGGCCGGCUGACGGGGCCCCCAGCCUGUGUGCCCAGGGGUGCACUCCGGAGUCCCAAGACGCGCCGAGCCAGCCCCUCGAGGACGCAUCGGCUCCGCCGGGCGACCCUCCUGCCGAGGGCGCGGAGAACCGGGCAGUCUCCGAGCCUCCGCGACACUCUCGACCCCGCGAGCGCGCCCACCCUGCCAAAGUGUUGACUCUAGACAUCUACUUGAGUAAGACUGAGGUGGCGCAGGUGGAAGAGCCGGUCGUGAUCACCCCCGGGGCAGAAGAUUGCGACGACAUGGAGAAGAGAUCGAGCGGCCGCAGGUCGGGGAGGCGGAGGAGGUCGCAGAAAUCCACUGACUCCCCGGGCGCUGACUCUCCGCUGCCUGAAUGCGCGGCCCGGGACGACGCGGUCUUCGACUACGAGGUGGCGCCAAAGGCAGCCGCCGAGAACGGCUCUGCGGAAAAGAAAGUGAAAUCUCCGCGGGCGGCCCCCGACGGGGGCGUAGCCUCUGCCGCCUGCCUAGAGUCCAAGCCCAGCCCCGGCCCCAAAGGGCAGCUCCGAGGGGAGUCGGAGAGGAGCAAACAGCCGCCUCCAGCCUCGUCCCCCACUAAGAGGAAAGGCAGGAGCCGCGUCCCCGAGGCCGUGCCCACAUCGCCUGCCGGAGGCCCGCGGGCUCCGGCCAAGGACUCCCCUCCCAAGAGGACGCCGGAUCCUGGCCCCAGCCCGGCAGCCAAAGAGAGCGGGGAGGAGGCAGCCCGGGUCAUCCCCCGCGAGCUUACGGUCAAGAGCAGCUCACUGUUGCCAGAGAUCAAGCCUGAGCACAAGAGGGGGCCGCUCCCCAACCAUUUCGAUGGCCGGGGAGAGGGAAGUCGAAGCAAAGAGCUGGGCAGAUCGGCCGGAGUUUCUGAAGCCGAAGGCUUGAAGCACAGGAAUCCUUUCGGUGCCGGCAGGUCGACGGUAACCACUAAAGUGACCCUACCUGCCAAGCCUAAACAUGUGGAACUAAACUUUAAAACCCCAAAGAAUCUUGACAGUUUGGGAAAUGAGCAUAAUCCAUUUAGCCAGCCAGUUCACAAGGGAAACACUGCCACCAAAAUCUCCUUAUUUGAAAACAAGCGCGCAAACAGUAGCCCAAAGCACACUGACCUUCGAGGCCCAAGGAACCUUCCUGCCUCCUCUAAUAAAACGUUUGUUGGGAGGGCGAAGCUGAAUUUAGCCAAAAAAGCCAAGGAGAUGGAGCAACCUGAAAAGAAAGUGAUGCCAAAUAGUAACCAGAACGGUGUGCUGGGAAAGGAAACCUCUGCAGAAACCAAAGUUACUCUCCCUGAAGAAGAGACUCCGGGUUCUCAGCUUAAGGCAGAUGUGCAGACAGAUGCCAGCUGCCCUUCUGAACCCGUGGUUACUGCUCUGAUUCCCAUCAAGGACACCGAGCUCUUAGAGGAAAACUCAGAGGCUGCCAAUAGCAAAAGACUUGAACUUGAAAAUAUGACUGAUGCCGCACAAGACAUCCCCGCCGUUCUUGAUACCAAAGAUUCACCUCCAGCAGCCAUACCAAAGCCACAGGAUGGGUUUUCUGACUCACAGCCCCCAGCUGAGUCACCUAAUAGGCUUUCUCCUUCUCUGACUGCCUGCAUUCCUGUGGAUGAUCCUAAAGGCACAUGCACUCAAGCUCCUGUAAGCAGUUUUCCGUGCACUGAUCUAAAAGUGUCAGAAAACCAAAGUGGAUGUCCUCUGGCUGUGUCUCAUCAGGACAGUGAGAAAAUGCCUCCCUCCAAACUUGCAGGAGAAGGAGAGGAAGAAACAAGCGCUGCUUUUUCCCCAGAGCACAGCCCAGAAGCUGUGGGCAGUGAGUGUCCAUCCAAGGUCCUCGUCCAGGUCAGGUCCUUCAUGCUCCCCGUGGAGAGCACUGAGGAUGUCCGCUCCCAGAUCAUCCCAGAUAGCUCUGAAGUGAGAGAAGCACAGUUGCCAAGCUGUCACAAUAAUGAACUUGAAGUGGUUUCCGUUGCAAGUUGUGCUCCCCAGAAAGAGGAAGUACAGGGCAAGAAGAGCACAUCACCCAAACACAUUGAUGCCAAAGAGGAACACGUAGCAGAAUCUGGCCCACAAGUCAUGCUGCCCGAAUCAGAAAAACCUCUGCCCAGCCAGGCUCAAAGUCAGGGCAAUGGAAAACCCCUGGAGGCUGAAUCCAACCCCACCCACUGCCCUGGCGACCAAAAUCAUUUAGAAACCCCCCAAAGACCUGAUCAAAGUAUCGUGAAUGGCCAGGACAGUCCUGCCAGUCUUUUGAACAUUUCUGCUGGGAGCGAUGAUAGUGUAUUUGAUUCUUCUUCUGAUAUGGAAAAAUUCACUGAGAUUAUUAAAAAAAUGGACAGCACUGUUUGUGUGCCCCAGAAGAAAAAGAAGCCUAGGAUGCCAAACUCCCCUGCCCCUCACUUCGCCAUGCCUCCUAUUCACGAGGACAAUUUAGAAAAAGUGUUUGAUCCCAACGUGUUUACCUUUGGUUUGGGGAAGAGAAAGGAAGGCCAGCCUGAAAUGUCACCGGCUUUACAAUUGAUGCAGAAUUUUGACACAAAAUCCAAACUGAGGCCCAAACGUACGUCCGCCGAACAGAGUAUCCUCUUCAAAUCCCUGCAAACUCACGCUAAUGGGAAAGAUGAGCUUCUGGUGGCCCCAGAAGCAAAUGACAAAGAGAACAGGGAUAUCAGCAACAGUGGAAUCAAGAGAUCGAGGCUGGAGAAAAGUGCCCUUUUCUCAAGCAUGUUAUCUUCUUUACCACAAGACAAAAUCUUUUCUCCCUCUGUGACAUCAGUCAGUACCAUGACCACAUCUUUCAGCACGUCUCACAGCACUUCUCUUGCUCAGCCUUCCGUGUUAGAGCCGGUGGUUGAGGGUGCCCCACCCUGUGGUUCAGAGAAAGAUCAACCAAGUCUUGCACCCAGCAGCGUCAAGGUCUUCAGUUUCAACUCAUCAAAUACGUCUCAUUCGGGAUUGAAAAGUCUGAGCUCCAUGGAAAAGUACGUGCAGAAAGAGGAAACCAAAAAAGAUCUGGAUUCGAGAAGCCACCUACCCUUGCCAGAAACUAAAUGUUCUGAAUUGUCAAAACUGAAGAACAGCGAUGAUACGGAAAAGUCAAAUCAUACUGAAAGCAUUCUUAAAUCGAACUUGCCAAGCUAUGGAAACAGUGACACAGACUUCGCGGGUCUUUUCAAAUCCAGCCGGUUUGACCCAAGCAUUUCUUUUUCUGGACUGUCCUUAUCAGAUACAACAGCUCUUAGAGGGAAUAUCCAAAACAAAAUCAAUCCCCGACCCGGAAAGGUGGUGAUAUACAGUGAGCCGGACGUCUCAGAGGCAUGUAUCGAAGUGUUUGGUGACAUUGAGGAUUGCAGCGCCUGGAGCCUCUCCCCUGUGAUACUCGUAAAAGUCGUCAGAGGAUGUUGGAUUUUGUAUGAGAAACCAAAUUUUGAGGGACACUCCAUCCCUUUAGAAGAAGGAGAAUUGGAACUCUCUGGUCUCUGGGGUAUAGAAGAUGUCUUGGAAAGAAACGAGGAGACAGAGUCGGAUAAGCCUGUGGUAAUUGGUUCAAUGAGACAUGUGGUCCAGGAUUACAGAGUCAGUCAAAUUGAUUUAUUUACUGAACCAGAAGGGUUAGGACUCCUAAAUUCCUACUUUGAUGAUACUGAAGAAAUGCAGGGAUAUGGUGUAAUACAGAAGACUUGUUCCAUUAAAGUACAUUGGGGCACAUGGCUGAUUUAUGAAGAACCUGGAUUCCAGGGUGUCCCAUUUAUCCUGGAACCGGGUGAAUACCCCGACUUAUCCUUCUGGGACACAGAGGAGGCGUACAUUGGAUCCAUGCGGCCCCUGAAAAUGGGUGGCCGUAAAGUUGAAUUCCCUACAGAUCCAAAGGUAGUGAUUUAUGAAAAGCCUUUCUUUGAAGGAAAAUGUAUGGAACUAGAAACAGAGAUGUGUAGUUUUGUCAUGGAAGGAGGUGAAGCAGAAGAAAUGGCUGAAGAUGAACGCUUGCCAUUUACAUCAGUGGGAUCCAUGAAAGUUCUAAGAGGCAUUUGGGUUGCUUAUGAGAAGCCGGGAUUUUCAGGUCAUCAGUAUUUGCUUGAGGAAGGAGAAUAUAAGCACUGGAACGACUGGGGAGGCUACGGUGGAGAACUUCGGUCUUUACGACCUGUACUAGGUGAUUUUUCAAAUGCUCACAUGAUAAUGUACAGUGAAAAAAACUUUGGAUCCAAAGGUGCCAGUAUUGAUGUAUUAGGAAUUGUGGCUAAUUUAAAGGAGACCGGCUAUGGAGCGAAGACACAGUCUAUUAAUGUGCUGAGUGGCGUAUGGGUAGCCUAUGAAAAUCCGGACUUCAUGGGAGAACAGUAUAUAUUGGAUAAAGGCUUUUAUACCAGUUUCGAAGACUGGGGAGGCAAAAAUUGUAAAAUCUCUUCUGUUCAACCCAUAUGUUUGGAUUCUUUCACUGGCCCAAGGAGACGAAAUCAGAUUCACUUGUUUUCAGAACCACAGUUUCAAGGGCGCAGUCAACAUUUUGAAGAAACAACCAGUCAAAUUGAUGAUUCAUUUUCCACCCAGUCAUGCAGAGUUUUGGGAGGCAGCUGGGUUGCAUAUGAUGGAGAAAACUUCUCUGGUAAUCAGUACGUGUUGGAGGAAGGCCACUAUCCUUCUCUCUCUGCAAUGGGAUGCCUGCCUGGAGCAACGUUCAAGUCCCUGCGUUUUAUAGACGUUGAAUUUUCUGAACCAACCAUUAUUCUUUUUGAAAGAGAAGACUUCAAAGGAAAAAAGAUUGAAUUUAAUACAGAAAUAGUGAACCUCCGAUCCCUAGGAUUCAAUACGCACAUCCGCUCAGUUCAGGUGAUUGGUGGCAUAUGGGUCACUUAUGAAUAUGGCAAUUACAGGGGUCGACAGUUCCUGCUGUCACCAGCAGAAGUACCUAACUGGUACGAAUUCAGUGGUUGUCGUCAAAUAGGUUCUCUACGACCUUUUCCUCAGAAACGAAUUUAUUUCAGACUUCGAAAUAAGGCAACGGGAUUAUUCAUGUCGACCAAUGGAAACUUAGAGGAUCUGAAGCUUCUCAGAAUACAGGUCAUGGAGGAUGUUGGUGCUGAUGAUCAGAUUUGGAUUUAUCAGGAAGGAUGCAUCAAAUGCAGGAUAGCAGAAGACUGCUGCCUGACCAUCGUGGGGAGCCUCGUAACCUCCGGCUCUAAACUGGGCCUGGCGCUGGAAGAGAACAUUGACAGUCAGUUCUGGAGCAUGAAGCCGGACGGCAGGAUCUACAGCAAGCUGAAGCCAAAUUUAGUUUUAGAUGUCAAAGGGGGUUCUCAGUAUGACCAAAACCACCUUAUCCUUAACUCUGUCAACAAAGAGAAGUUAACACAAGAGUGGGAAGCCAUGGUCCUAUAGACCUGAAUGAAGAGUGCAGGAGGAGGAUUUCCGGAGGUCUUCCAGCUACCUUAUUUUUAAAAAAAGAAAAAGCACCAAGAAGAAGGUGGACCUACUCCUUCAACAGCUCUGGAUUCUCUCGAGUCAGGCUGCCAUGACCAGGAUGACCGCUCAUCUGCUCACAAGACUGUAAUCCUUUUAAACCAUUGUUUGUCCUCCUCUCCUUCUUGCCUUUCAUUUCGGUUCAGUAGCUGCUUAAACAGGUUGCCUCCUUAGCAGCCCUAGGGAGUUUUUAAAAGUUAUACCGAGACUUUAAGGCUAUGCACAUUUUAAAUUAUUUCCAAAGAUGGAGGCACGAACAGGACCAACCUUACCGACUCUGUGGACCUACAAGUCCUGCGCUCUUGAAAGGGAAGGACAGCAGCGUGUGAGAUCAAAGACUGUUGAGCAUCUGAGAAGAAAUAAUUCAUUAGGCCUGUAAUUUUGGUCCCUGACCUUCUGUUUUCUGGACUCAAUAAUGACAGCGUAUAGAGAAGUGGGGAGAACUUUAUCUAUUCAGACAUAUUUUAAGGAACUAAGUACAGACAAAAUGUUUCUGCUAAUAUUAAAAAAUCAGUAAAUUUACAAAGAU
Molecule: messenger RNA, 7161 nt
Organism: Sus scrofa (pig)
Lineage: Eukaryota; Metazoa; Chordata; Mammalia; Artiodactyla; Suidae
Gene: CRYBG1
Product: crystallin beta-gamma domain containing 1
Source: RefSeq, a predicted model, not a curated record